This is a messenger RNA of Anopheles aquasalis, 1275 nucleotides long. Its product is annotated as murinoglobulin-1-like. Lineage: Eukaryota; Metazoa; Arthropoda; Insecta; Diptera; Culicidae. Gene Ontology annotation, molecular function: endopeptidase inhibitor activity. The record is from RefSeq and is a predicted model, not a curated record. Gene Ontology annotation, cellular component: extracellular region.
GCCCCUCGCUUCGGUAUGCCUGGUCCCUACAGAACCGACUUCUGGGAGUCGUGGUUGUGGCAGAAUCUGACCAUACCUCCAUCAGGAAGGUACGCGCUUGAAGUAACAGUGCCUCAUUCAAUUACCUCUUGGUACAUAACUGGGAUUACAAUUGAUCCAAAAUAUGGUUUGGGUAUCGUCAAGGUACCGAUUACGUUCUCGACUGUGAAAAUCUUCUUCAUCUUGGACCAUCUGCCAUCCUUAAUCAAUCGGGGAGAAACAAUAUUGUUGCAUUUUACUCUGUACAGUUCAAUAGAAGAAGAGUUUGAGGCCAAUGUGACGAUGUUUAACGCACAUAAUCAACUUCAGUUUAUCGAUCGUCCAAUUGGAGAUGCGAAUCAAACUAAAACUGUAUCUGUGCCACCGAAAUCCGAUGCACCAGUCUCUUUCUUAAUAAAAGCAAUGAAGCUAGGAGAGUUGGAGAUUCGGGUGAAUGCAUCGAUUAUGCAAGGCGUAAUCUCGGAUAGCUUCAAGAAAAUAAUAGUAGUUCUUCCGGAAGACGUAUUGCUUGUGAGGUCAAAUCAAGUACAUUUCGAUGAUGAUACCCCCUCAAAUCAAUCGUUCGAUAUUCCGCUUUUCAUAGACGAGACGUCUAAGGGUAACGUCAUACCACUUGACUUAACUGUUUAUCCCGAUCAGCGAUCUGUAAAGGAUCUUCAAAACAAUUAUAAUGUGUCAGUCCAUCACGGCAGCUUUGAAAAAUCGAUGCAUGUAAAUUCGGAUUUCAAUGAAAAUAUCACGAUACAAUCUAUUCCCUAUUAUGUCAGGAAACUAAUAGUGGUCGUUAAGAGUUCUGGUUCUGGAGUGAUUCAGAUCAACUGGCAAUACCGUCUAAAUUUGGUCUACUUCAAGUUCCGGUUCAACUUACAUCUGACCAAGCUAUCGACUCCCUCUGAGUGGAUGAAGGAACUUCAUAUUUGUUUUAGCUUCAUUCCGGAGGAAAGGGAUGAUCAUUCAAAUGGAACACUCGUGGAAGUGAGCAUACCAAUAGGCUACGCGAUCGAUGGCCACAAUGUAGUUGAGGAAACAACUAUCAAUCGUAUCAGUAGAAUCGAGAUACUACACGGUGGAACAACGGUGAUGGUACACUACAAUCAUAUCGGUAUCGAUACUACAUGCUUCAGCGUCUUCGUAUACAGGAGGUAUAAAAUGCGAGUGAGACACGCCUCAUAUAUCAAGGUGCAAGAUUCUCACCGGCCAGAGUCGACUGCGGUGAAGAUGUUCGAUUUCCACUAG